UGUUGCUCUUAGAAGCUCUAUUCAAAAAAUCCAACCAGCAAGGCUGACAAAAAGGGACAACACCGAAAAAGGAUAACGUUGGAAACCACAACGCGAAAAGGGAGACAACGAGCUGUGAAAUACUUACGCCAAAGAAUUGAACUGAUUUUCUACCAUGGCUGCUGCCGUCGUGACCGUCGGCGAGACCAAAGAGCUGCGAGGCCUCAACCUCAUCGCCGCACAUUCGCACAUCCGAGGCCUAGGCGUAGAUGCCGACACGUUAGAGCCUCGUACGGCGUCGCAGGGCCUCGUCGGCCAGGAGAAGGCGCGAAAAGCAGCGGCGGUGAUAUUAGAGAUGAUCAAAGUUGGCAAGAUCGCAGGUAGAGCUGUUCUCAUUGCCGGGCCACCGAGCACCGGCAAGACGGCCAUAGCCAUGGGCAUGGCGCAAUCGCUCGGCCCCGACGUGCCCUUUACGACGCUCGCCUCGUCGGAGAUCUUCUCGCUCGAGAUGUCCAAGACGGAAGCGCUGACGCAGGCCUUCCGCAAGUCGAUCGGCGUGCGCAUCAAGGAGGAGUCGGAGAUCAUGGAAGGCGAGGUGGUCGAGAUCCAGAUCGACCGCAGCGUGACGGGCGGCGCCAAGCAAGGCAAGCUGACCAUCAAGACGACCGAUAUGGAGGCCGUCUACGACAUGGGCGCCAAGAUGAUCGACGCCAUGACCAAGGAGCGCGUCAUGGCCGGCGACAUCAUCAGCAUCGACAAGGGCUCCGGCAAGAUCACCAAGCUCGGCCGCAGCUACGCCCGCAGCCGCGACUACGACGCCAUGGGCGUCGACACCAAGUUCCUGCAGUGCCCCGACGGCGAACUCCAGAAACGCAAGGAGGUCGUGCACACCGUCACCCUGCACGAGAUCGACGUCAUCAACUCGCGGACGCAAGGCUUCCUCGCCCUCUUCAGCGGCGACACCGGCGAGAUCCGCAGCGAGAUCCGGGACCAGAUCGACACCAAGGUCGGGGAGUGGAAGGAGGAAGGCAAGGCCGAGAUCGUUCCCGGCGUGCUCUUCAUCGACGAGGUGCACAUGCUGGACAUCGAGUGCUUCAGCUACAUCAACCGCGCGCUCGAGGUGGACCUGGCCCCCAUCGUCAUCAUGGCGAGCAACCGCGGCCACGCCAAGAUCCGCGGCACCGACUACCGGUCGCCGCACGGCCUGCCGCUCGACUUCCUCGACCGCGUCGUCAUCAUCCAGACGCAGACUUACUCGCCCGACGAGAUCCGCCAGAUCCUGACCCUGCGCGCCACGGAAGAAGAGAUCGACGUGUCCGCCGACGCCCUCGCCCUCCUCACCAAGAUCGGCCAGGAGGCCGGCCUCCGCUACGCCAGCAACCUGAUCACCACCUCGCAGCUCGUCUCCGCCAAGCGCCGCUCCAAGCAGGUCUCCGUCGACGACGUCCAGCGCAGCUUCAAGCUCUUCUACGACCCCGCCCGCUCCGUCGCCUUCGUCAACCAGUCCGAGAAGCGCCUCAUCGGCAACGACGGCGCCGUCGACUUCGCCAUCACCAACGGCGGCCACGGUGACGCCAUGGAGAUAAGCUGAAUUUGUGGGCGUUGAACGACGAUCAUUGUUUGGGUUUGGUUUAGAAAGCCAGCCUUCCCCUUUUUUCUUCUUCUCGAUGGCGUUGGGAUGGGGUACCAAAAACCAGGUAACGAGGUAGCUUAGGCGAAAAAGAGAGAGAUCAGACAAGCUACCGCUACUUACUCCUUACUACUGGACGAGUAAUUUACGAGAUAGAAGAGUGUAUCAUAGUUACAUCGGCGUAAGCGGAAUUGCAAUAACGAGUUCUACGUUUCGACCUCUGCCUCAGAUAUAUGCAAGCCAGACGUACAGAUGUAAUGAAGACUGGACAACGUAUCAACAUCUGAAAUGCCUAAAUAGCCAUUGUGACAUUAUAGGACAUGACCAAUCACAUAACCAAACAAGAGCCAACGAAGAGCAUAGAUAUUUUUUUUGUAUUCUU
Messenger RNA from Annulohypoxylon truncatum, 1991 nucleotides. Its product is annotated as TIP49-domain-containing protein. The record is from RefSeq and is a predicted model, not a curated record. Gene Ontology annotation, biological process: box C/D snoRNP assembly; regulation of transcription by RNA polymerase II; chromatin remodeling. Gene Ontology annotation, cellular component: R2TP complex; Ino80 complex; Swr1 complex. NCBI's taxonomy places the organism in Eukaryota, Fungi, Ascomycota, Sordariomycetes, Xylariales, Hypoxylaceae. The transcript has 3 exons. Gene Ontology annotation, molecular function: DNA helicase activity; ATP hydrolysis activity; ATP binding. The coding region runs from base 155 to 1570 and encodes 471 amino acids.